AUCAACUUUCACAGAGAAUUCUGGCAAAGCCAAAGGCUGUGCUGUCAUUAAAAAUGAUUUUUUAUUAAGCUGAACUCUCUCUUCUCUCAUAUUGUAUGAUAUGACAGCUCUCUUUUGAUGGGAAAGCUUUCAUUUGGCCAGAGAAAGGGAUAAUUUGCUUCUUUUAAGGAGUUAAUCCUCUGGUCCAUUUCUGGGCUGGGAACAGCUAUCCUCCCCCUUCCUUGGAUAGGAGGCUGCAGCACAAUGGAGAUCAUAACCACCUCAAAUCUACACCCGAGAUGGAGAAAUCAGAUUUCCUUCUCCAGUCAUUUUUGUGGGAUUAGCUAAAUCUUAGAUCCACACUAACCCUUCACAAAGCUGCCAAGAUUAGUUAGAAUUUAUUUUAUUUGCAGGGGGGGUUUACGGUUUUCUUUCCAAAGGGAUUAUAUCUCUCUCUAUAUAUAUAUUUAGAGUGGCUUCAGUCAUAACACAGCUAGGUCAGAGGGAGGAAAAGAGAGUGUGGGUAUAAAAUAAAAACUCAGCUGCAAGAAUGACAGUUACUUGAAACGCCAAGACAAAGCAGUGGUUCUGAAUGGCUUUGCCAGUCCAUUUUAAAAGCCACAUAAGCUGUCCUGUCCCUAGCAAAACUCCACUAGGGAGGGAGAGCAAAGGCCCUCAGUUGGGCUGCCUGUUUCCCCAGCUGCUGCUGCUGCUGCUGGCACAGGAUGUCUUCAGAGGCAGUGCCAGGUGCUGAGGCCAGCAGGAGAGGCCUGAAGAAGCCACGUCCAUUCAGCAUCGAGGACAUCCUCUCCAGCCCUGUGGAGAAGAGCCCCCAGGUCUUGGUGCCACUGUGCCUACGGAACAUCUGGGACUGCACACCCAAGAGGCUGUGUGAGCUGGAGACCAUCCCAGCCAGCUCCCUGCAGGAGGAGGAGGAGGAGGAAGAGGAGGAAGAGCUGGAAGGGGCAGGCUGCAGCUGCUGCUGCUGCUCUCACGUGAGCGCCCGUUCCCUGCAGGACCUGCCGGGUUGGCUGGACGCCCGGUUCCCCUGGCCCCUGCGGCUCUUCCACCCCGCAGGCAGGGUCUGUAGGGGCUCCCAGGAGACGCCGGGCCAGCUGCAGAGCCUGCAGCAGAUGCAGCGCCGCACGCGCCGGCACCGCACCAUCUUCACCGAGGAGCAGCUGCAGGCCCUGGAGACGCUGUUCCACCAGAACCAGUACCCGGACGUGGUCACCCGCGAGCACCUGGCCAACCGCAUCCACCUGAAGGAGGAGAGGGUGGAGGUUUGGUUUAAAAAUCGUCGGGCGAAGUGGCGGCAUCAGAAGAGGGUGACAGCCUCAGCACUGCUCCUGCAGCCCAAGCAGCCCCCCAAGGAGAGCUGUUAGUGCUCACAGGCUGCAGAGAACACCGAGA
Messenger RNA from Prinia subflava (tawny-flanked prinia), 1392 nucleotides. RefSeq names its product goosecoid homeobox 2 (gene GSC2). The transcript has 3 exons. NCBI's taxonomy places the organism in Eukaryota, Metazoa, Chordata, Aves, Passeriformes, Cisticolidae. Gene Ontology annotation, cellular component: nucleus. Bases 705 to 1364 code for a protein of 219 amino acids. The record is from RefSeq and is a predicted model, not a curated record. Gene Ontology annotation, molecular function: RNA polymerase II cis-regulatory region sequence-specific DNA binding; DNA-binding transcription factor activity, RNA polymerase II-specific. Gene Ontology annotation, biological process: regulation of transcription by RNA polymerase II.